Molecule: messenger RNA, 1790 nt
Organism: Dalotia coriaria
Lineage: Eukaryota; Metazoa; Arthropoda; Insecta; Coleoptera; Staphylinidae
Gene: slou
Product: homeodomain transcription factor slouch
Exons: 2
Coding region: 268-1413 (381 amino acids)
Biological process (GO): regulation of transcription by RNA polymerase II; cell differentiation
Cellular component (GO): nucleus
Molecular function (GO): DNA-binding transcription factor activity, RNA polymerase II-specific; RNA polymerase II cis-regulatory region sequence-specific DNA binding
Source: RefSeq, a predicted model, not a curated record
UUGUAGUAGUAGUAGUAGGUAGGGGCCGGAUUUCGUAAAAUAUGCCCGAUCAAAUUCGACUUUGGUCGCCUUGUGGGUAGUUAGUGCAUUCCACAUUCGCAAAUCGUGCACUCAUCACCACGCGCUCCUCUCUCGUUGAUCGUGCGUGUUUGUAUGUACAAUCAAACAUUACGUGUGCGCUUGUUUUGUGGGUGAAAACAUGUGUGACUACUAAGACUCUACGAAUUCAUCAAGUGUGCUGCGAUCCUGUGAACGAACGAGAUAUCAAUGAUGACAAUGAUGAUGAUGCAGAGAAUCAUCGAGUCCUCGCACAAGGGCCAGGAGCUGAGUCAGUCGUCUGUGGCGGCAAGCGUGCCAGCUUCACCGUCGGUGGAGAAGGAUUUCGAACACCGUCGGACGCCGCUCGAGGACUCACUCUUCCUACAACCUAAGCGCAUGGAAGAUCCGCGUGAUGUUGAAAUGUGUGAGAAGCACCUUUCCGAGAGCGAAGAUGAUGAAGAUCUCAAUGUUGAUGGAGACGUAGACGUAGAAAACGAUGAUACUCUACCAGUGGACCUGACGCGACGGCAAGAGAACUUUUAUGUUGGUGGAAUGCUUGCGAAAACAGUUGCCGAUGAUGUCAUUGAAGGCGUUAGUGAUAAGCCGACGGUCCUGGUGAGCACGAAACCACGACCGGAGAGUGAGUGCAGUGAUGUCAGUAGAUCCGACAGUCCACGGGACGUUAGCCCAUCAGUGGUGGCGAAUCCGACAAAUCGUCGACUUGCCUUCUCGGUGGAAAACAUUCUGGACCCUAAUAAAUUUACGGGGAAACAGGCGGUUUUUACGGACGUAUGUUGCUGGAAACCACAUCAAGAAUCAAUGGGUUCUUCAGAAUUCGACGGUAGUGAAACCGGAAAAGAUCAUGAUCAUCAUUCGGACGAUGAUGAUGAUAUGGCAUCUGAUAUCAGUGAUGAUCUAAAUAAGGAUCCCAACGCUCCGAAGAAGAAAAAGUCCGACUCCAAGAGUCAAACGGCCGGAAAACCUCGACGUGCGCGCACUGCGUUCACCUAUGAGCAACUGGUCGCUUUAGAGAAUAAAUUCAAAACUACGCGCUAUCUGAGCGUGUGCGAACGACUUAAUCUUGCACUUAGUUUAAGUCUCACCGAGACGCAAGUAAAAAUAUGGUUCCAGAAUCGACGGACCAAAUGGAAAAAACAGAAUCCCGGCAUGGACGUCAAUUCGCCAACUGUACCGCCGCCGAACGUCGGCUCUGGCGGAGGCUUUCCCGGUUUUCCGGGUCAUCAUACGCAUUCCGGCCUUUUGUAUUCGCAUCACGUUCCCUAUGGCGGCGUCUAUCCGCUGCCGGCCGCCGGCUCGGGCAGCUUUACGCCUUACUUUCACUUAGCAAAUCACGGUCACAAUUUAGGUUCUUGAAAGUAAGCGAUUGGACGGCGGCUGUAUAAAGUAUUAUUUAUUACAUUUUUUGUAUAUAUAGGUUUAUCUUAUCUAAUAAGGUAAAGUUGGAGGCCAUUUUGUAUUUGUGUGUAUAUAAUGAUGAGGUUGGUGUAUAAACGAGAAAAAAAAACACUAGAGAAAUGUGCGUGAGUGACGUCGAGAUAGGUUUUAGUACUUUUAGUGGCAUCCAGUGUGUGGCAUCGUUGAAUGAGAUGGGAAUCGUGCAAAUAAACAAUAACAACAAUUACCCAGCAGCCAGAGAGUGGUGUAUUGUUGUUUCGGACAUCUUUUAUGAUGAUUAUUCAUAAUUAUUAUGUUAUAUGUACAUAUUCUAUUGCAAUUAAUGAUUAUACGCA